Racocetra persica is the source of this 1053-nucleotide messenger RNA. Lineage: Eukaryota; Fungi; Glomeromycota; Glomeromycetes; Diversisporales; Gigasporaceae. The record is from the annotation of a GenBank genome assembly.
UUAGUUCCAAACAGUGUGCAAUAUUUACUUACUUUUUGGUCAAAAAUGCUUUCGUCAACUGGAAGUUCGCGCCCGGGUUCUAUAACAAAACUCGAGUUGAUCGCGUCUAGGUUAACGCAUGCUUUUGUCUCGUCAAAAAUUGAAUCAGUAGAAACAACCAUAGAGAGUGCUAUAGACGAUCCUUUGGAAAAUGAAGACGCACUUAUUAAUGAUCUUGAAAUGUUUGCAAAUAUUGCACGAUGUAAAUAUGAUGAGGCUAAUAUAGCAAUCGUCAAUUCAUUUAAUCCUAUAGCGCAACAAUUUCAAGUGUUGUUGCAACAGGCAAAUACUGGUGUUGUCCAUGACUAUUUGACAAUUUUAGAUGCUAUUGAAACAAAGUUUGCUUGGUUAGUGUACAUGAUUGGAGGUCUUAUCGGGGGAAGACAGACUUAUGUUAGUACGGAAGAUCAAGAUUUGAUUGAUGGAGAAUUGACAUGUAAAGUUGUGAACCUUUUAACUGCAAUCAAGUCGUGGAAUGGCCCGCGCGGCAACGAUACUGGAUAUGAAAAAUUAGAAUUAGCUUUUAUAUAUUUCUUCCAACAGUUUCGGAAAAGCUAUAUUGGCGAAAGUGCUCAGAAAAUAUCCAAAGUAUACAGUAAAUUAUCCGAUCAACUUGGAAUUAAUGAUCAGACAAUGAUAAUUGGUUUUAACAUUUUCUAUUCAUUGUAUAGAGGAUCAAACCUUAGUAUGUGGGCUCAUUGUUCAAAGAUAAUUCAACGUACCGUGGCUCUCUUCAAUGAUUUGGCUGGAGGAUAUAGCUCUGUCAGAUUACUCCGCAAUAUUCCAACUACACAAUUCAUUAUUCGAAAACAUACAGUGAAGGAUUUUCCAUUUCUUGACUCUCCGAAUAACCUAAGGACACGUGUAGCAUAUUACUCGGCGCUUUCAAGAAUUUUAUUUGCUGAUGAUAAUGUUGAGCGAGAUUUUGAGGAAUUUGUCAGACCUUGGGACCUCACAAUGGCUCAGCUCGGCGCUUUAAAUUCUUUUCAGGCUUUUAGACAACCGGCUGUUGAA